This is a messenger RNA of Dimorphilus gyrociliatus, 2165 nucleotides long. NCBI's taxonomy places the organism in Eukaryota, Metazoa, Annelida, Polychaeta, Dinophilidae. The record is from the annotation of a GenBank genome assembly.
ACUCAGACAUUUGACCGACGAGAAAAGAAGUUGCACAGGUUUAAACAGAAGAUAAUCUAAAAAAAUUAUCUAUGUCGGGUAGCUCUGGUAUUUCGUGGGAGUCCCUCUCCUUGAGUUUUCGGAGUGGGGUGGAGACAUUUGCAUCGGCUGGAGGAUCGGGAGUUAAAUCCGUAAAAAUCGGUGCGGCGGAUAUUACGACAAUUGUCGCCUACUUCGUUUUUGUAAUGGGAGUCGGGCUUGUAUCAAUGAUCGGAGUCGAUACAUCGUCGGAAGAAGGCUAUUUCCUUGCUGGUAGAUUUAUGACGUGGCUGCCCGUUGGUGCUUCUCUCUUCGCAACAAAUAUAGGUUCUGAACAUUAUGUUGGCUUGUCGGGCUCUGGGGCUGAAGCUGGUAUCGGUGUUGGUGCAUUCGAAUUGAAUGCUCUCCUUUUACUGCCACUAUUGGGUUGGGUAUUUAUUCCAGUCUAUAUGGCAUCGGGAGUGGGUACUCUACCAGAGUAUAUGACCAAAAGAUACGGUGGACAAAGAAUCAGAAUGAUGUUAUCAGUUGUAUCUUUAGUUAUGUACAUAUUCACAAAGAAUUCAGUAGAUAUGUACUCUGGUGCUUUAUUUAUUCAACAAGCGAUUGGUUGGAAUCUUUACCUUUCGGUUGCACUCCUUCUGGCUAUGACAAUCCUCUCAACUCUCACUGGAGGAUUGGCUGCGGUUAUCUACACGGAUACCCUCCAAUGCGUAAUUAUGAUUUUAGGAGCCCUGGUUCUAUUCAUUUUGGGUAUUGUUAAAGUUGGAGGAUUUGAGGCCCUGUAUUACAAAUAUCCGAGAGCUGUUGCGGAAGAAACCGCUCAGUCUAUCGCGAAGGGUUACACUAAUCUCACCUGCGGCCUUCCACCUAAAGAUUCUUGGCAAAUGAUGAGAAGACCUGGCGAUCAUGAAAUGCCAUGGGCUGGUUUUGUAUUUGGUCAAACAACAUCUUCUUUAUGGUAUUGGUGCGCAGAUCAAAUGAUGGUACAAAGAGUUCUCGCCGCUAAAAAUUUGUCACACGCUCAAGGUGGUUGUCUAUUUUGCGCUAUUAUCAAGAUAAUCCCCAUGUUUGCCAUGGUUAUGCCUGGUAUGAUUGCCAGAGUUUUAUAUCCGGAAGAGAUAGCUUGCGCAUCGAAAGAAGCUUGUCAAGAGUUUUGUGAGAACGAUUACAGUUGCUCCAACAUUGCUUAUCCUAAAUUGGUUUUGGGACUUAUGCCAGCAGGUUUACGAGGUUUCAUGAUUGCGGUUAUGCUUUCAGCCACAAUGAGUGACUUGAGUUCAACAUUCAAUUCGGCCAGUACUUUAUUCACAAUGGAUCUCUACAAACACCUCAGGAAGAAGGCCGGUAUCAAGGAACUUAUGAUUGUCGGUCGUAUUUCUGUUGUUUUAGUCGUAGGUGUUGGUAUUGCUACGAUUCCUCUUAUUCAAAAGUUGCAAGGACCUCAAUUAUUUACAUAUAUCCAGUCAAUUACAAAUUAUAUCUCUCCAUCAAUCGCCGCCAUUUACCUUGUAGCAAUUCUAUGGCCGAGGUCAAAUGAAAAGGGAACAUUUUGGUCAUUGACUAUUGGUUUUGUUAUUGGCGUAAUUAGAAUGAUUCUGGGUUUCGUUUUCCGGGCACCAAAUUGCGCUGAAGACGAUACCAGAAAUCCAUUUUUCAAAAUACAUUACAUGUACAAUGCCAUUGGUAUAUUUUGGAUUGUAAUCAUUAUAAAUGUGGUACUAAGUCUGGCUACUGAAGCACAAGACAAAGAAAGAACGAUUAGAACUAUGUUCUUCACAAGAUACGAUAGAACAUUGAGAUCGGAUGAAAUCCCUGAAGACGAUGAACCAGUAUCUAAUGUGGUCGAAAGUAGCGGAAUCGUUGAUAAAAUCGAAAUUGAUGUCAAACCAGAGAAAUCUGUAGGCAAACGAAUUUAUGAUUUCCUGUGCGGUAUUCAAGAUGAAUCGGAGAUUGUAAAAAGAACCGCAAAGGAAAAAUUAACAACGUUGUUAGAAAGUACAUCAAUCAAUCAGAAGAGACACGAAAGAGUCCUAUUAAGUAUAGGAAUGAUAUUCACUGCUGUGAUCGGAGUCUUCCUCCUUCUAUUUUUCACAGUCCCUUUCGAUACAGAAGGAAGAGAUCCAACAUAUUAUGCCUGGACUUAA